CUCGACACCAGGGCACGGGCAUCCCACCGGGGCUGACCUUUCUGCUAGGCCGCACAGGGCCACCCCAUGCACCGGGCCUGUUUCCACCCCUCAACCCCCCUAACAGCUCUCCCACCCCCCCAGGCAUGGCCGCCCCACAGCUCACCGAGAGCACCAUCAUGGUGGAAGGCCAAACCCUCUUCUACCGCCAAGCUGAGCCGGCCCAGCAGGUGCCAAAGCUGACAGUGCUGCUGCUGCAUGGCAUUCGCUUCUCCUCUGACACCUGGCUUCAGCUGCGGACACUUGCCACGCUGGCUGAAAAUGGCUACCGAGCUGUGGCUAUCGACCUGCCGGGGCUGGGGCGCUCAAAGGAUGCUGUGGCCCCAGCGCCUGUGGGCCAGCCAGCACCGGGGGCUUUCCUGAAAGCUGUUUCGGAGGCUCUGUGCCUGGGUCCAGCUGUGGUGAUCAGCCCAUCGCUCAGCGGCAUGUACUCCCUGCCCUUCCUCUUCCAGCACAACCACCUGCUCAAAGCAUACGUGCCUGUGGCACCCAUCUGCACUGAGAAGUUCACAGUGGAGCAGUAUGCCCAGAUCAAAACACGCACGCUCAUCGUGUACGGGGAUCAGGAUGCAGAGCUGGGGCAGGCCAGCCUGAACAACCUGCAGCACCUCCCUGAGCACCGGGUGCUGGUGCUGCAGGGCGCCGGACACGCCUGCUACCUGGACAAGCCCAACGAGUGGCACCGUGGGCUCCUGGCCUUCCUGCAGCAGCUGGAGUGAGCAGAAUGGGCUGCGUGGAGGGGCCCACGGGGCUGGGGAACAUGGCCAGCCCACCCAUCUCCACCUGCACCUUGACCAACCCAGCUGCUUGCCUGGCAUCCCCACCCAGCCUCCCUUGGGACCAAAUAAAACCCCAAGCUCCG
This is a messenger RNA of Egretta garzetta (little egret), 901 nucleotides long. RefSeq names its product protein ABHD14B. Lineage: Eukaryota; Metazoa; Chordata; Aves; Pelecaniformes; Ardeidae. The transcript has 3 exons. Gene Ontology annotation, cellular component: cytoplasm. The coding region runs from base 126 to 758 and encodes 210 amino acids. The record is from RefSeq and is a predicted model, not a curated record.